Molecule: messenger RNA, 930 nt
Organism: Mya arenaria
Lineage: Eukaryota; Metazoa; Mollusca; Bivalvia; Myida; Myidae
Exons: 1
Coding region: 1-930 (309 amino acids)
Source: RefSeq, a predicted model, not a curated record
AUGCAUGUCACUGUUACGUGCUACAAACAGUUAAGUGUAAACAGACAAAAGACAGACGAGCCCCCUAUUUUUGUUGGGCCGCUGUUCAUACACGACAGCAGUGACUUCGAAACGUAUGUCAACUUCUUUGACCAUAUCCGAAAUAAGCUUGUCAAUGUAAGCCUGGACAGUUUAGUCAUAGGGACAGACGAUGAGAAAGCAAUGGUCAAGGCAAUAACUACCAGCUUCCCAAGUUCAACACAUGUACUCUGUACAGGACAUUUACGACAAAAUGCAAAGCAGAGGUUAGUCGACGACGCUGUGACCUUGGCCGACCGGAAUUAUAUUUUGAACAAGAUCUUUGGUCCGGAUGGCAUUGUUAGUGCGGAUGACAGUAUAUGUUACGACGAGAAAUGUGACGAACUCGGGCGUCAUUUAGCUACAGUAUCCAACAAGUUUCACAAAUACUUCGUCGACAGACUAGAGCCGAUCCUGAAAACAAAGGUCAACCAUCCCGUCAGACAUGACCUGAUUGGGGCGAACUGGACGAACAAUAACUGCGAAUCGAUCAACCACGUGUUAAAACAAUUGAUAGACUGGAAGUCAAAAUCUCUUACAGACCUGAUCGAUGCAAUACACAGACUCGUACGAGGUCAAUUUGCCGAACUCCGCAGUGCCAUAAUCGGCACGGGCGAGUUCCGACUUGCCCCGACUCAUGAAAAGUUCAAACUGACUAAAACAGACUGGGUUACUAUGACAUUAGAACAAAGGUCACGGCACUUUUCCAAGUACCGCAAUUACCUGUUCACGAACCCACGUCUACUGACGUCAACUAACGGACAGGUUACAAUUGUGGCCCCAAAGACCCUUGGUAGGAAACCCGGACAAAGAAGAAGGAAGGUGAAUGAGAGAACUACUACAUUGACAAAACGGACGAAGAAGGAUAGUUAA